CAGACAAUGUGGCCUUAUAAAGGUUUAACCAGUGGCCCUCACAGGGCGUUUUCUACUCCUCUCUUUGAGUUAGCCCAGAGGCCUGCUCAUAUUCAACACAAAACGGGUCCUCGAUUUUGGACAAAGAACAAGCUCCAGCGUUGUCAUCACUCCACGAUGAAGGAUAGCCUCCAGUAUAAUUUGUUUCUUGCCCUUGGACUGUUCACAGUUUGCUGUUAUGCCGGAGGCAGCUGCUACUACAUCAAAGCAUACCGCAGCUGGGGCAGGACUCGCUACUCUGAGCCAUCCAGGCUUCCAGACAAUCUGCCUUGUGACAUUGACGCCGCGUGGGAUCUGGAGACCUUCUGGAGCAGCAUGGUCCUUGCCAAGAACGACCAGGUUUGGAUCUGGUCAUUGGAGUCCAUCACUGGUCCUUCCCCCCUCUCCGACUUCUACAGCACUCAGCCCUGGAACUUGUGCACCACCCCUGACAACUCUACCAGAGUUUAAGACGUCCCAUAAUGCAUCACGACGUCUGCACUCUCGAACCCAAAAGACCAUGUGAAACCUCUAAAAGAACAUACAAAAAAACAUGAUGUCACAUUCGUGGUGAUAUUGAAACAAAACCCACAUUCAUUCAAAGGAAACAUUAAUUGAUUCACCAAAAAUUCACAGUACCAUUAAAACUGUAUCGUUCUUUUUA
Molecule: messenger RNA, 682 nt
Organism: Aplysia californica (California sea hare)
Lineage: Eukaryota; Metazoa; Mollusca; Gastropoda; Aplysiida; Aplysiidae
Source: RefSeq, a predicted model, not a curated record